GGACAAAAUGAUUGAUGUCUAUUCUCAAUGCACUGGUCACACAGCUACUAUCGUUAAUACUCCGCGGCUUACAGCAGCCUACAAACUCUUACAACAUAACCUAAAAAUCAUUUGAAACCUCGAGUACACUGUGCAGGUCUACGAAUUUAUAUCAGAUAAUGUUAUGACAGUACUAUUAGAUAUGAUUGCCAGGUUGUCGCGGGAUGAAACGAACAUUCUUGAAAUUCCCUGAAUUUUAGUCCGUAAAAGUAUUAUGGCAUCGAUCUUAGUAAAUAGCCGGUCGGCGACAAUUAACAAGUGCUCCUUGCUUAUCGAACAUUUCUGCACUCCACUACUUACGCGCUUUAAGUCUACAUCAGCAAAGCAAACGCCGGCAGAGUACUGCUUGGAUUUGGUUAGGAAAUAUGACUACGAGAAUUACCUCUGUGCUUUACUUCUUCCAAACACAGUGCGGUCCGCAGCACUUGCUAUCAGAGCUUUCAACAUCGAAGUAGCAAGAGUGGAGGAACAAGCAAGUGACACCACCAUUGGAAAGAUGAGAUUGAAAUUUUGGGAGGAUACAGUGGAUAAAAUCUACAAUGACACUCCACCUAGAAAUCCAGUUGCCUUGGAGCUACAUCGGAUUGUUAGAAAGCAUAAGCUUUCGAAACACUAUUUGAAACGCCUUAUAGUUGCCCGUUCAGAAAAACUAACUCUCUCCGUGUUCCCGAGCCUUGAAUCUCUGGAAGCAUAUGCCGAAAAUACAGCUUCACCAGUUUAUUACUUGCUACUGGAAGCAAGCGACAUAAAACAUGUCCGUGUCGAUCAUGCGGCCAGUCACUUAGGCAAAGCACACGGAAUUACAAAUCUAAUUCGUUCGAUUCUCUACAAUGCUCAGAGACGGUCUAUCGUUAUUCCCCAGGACAUAAUGAUGAAGCAUAACCUUUCUACAGAAGAGGUACUUCGAGGAAAGUCACGAAAAGAGAUUGGUGAUGCUGUUUUCGAUGUUUCCUCAAGAGCUAAGCUACACCUGGAAAAGGCUCGUUCACUGCGCAAUGACGUGCCAAAGAAAGCAAGUGCAAUUUUCCUCCCAGCUAUCACAAUUGACUUCUAUCUAGAACGGCUCAGGCGAGUGGACUUUGAUAUCUAUCAUCCAAGCCUCCAACACAGGAGUGCCCUAUUACCGAUAAUACUGUUCUGGAAAAAGCUACGUUCUCUUCCAUAUUAAUAACGUUAGUUGUUGUAUAUAUAUUUAAAUAGAAAUAAAUACACGUUGACAAAUGUAACACUAA
Molecule: messenger RNA, 1271 nt
Organism: Neodiprion virginianus
Lineage: Eukaryota; Metazoa; Arthropoda; Insecta; Hymenoptera; Diprionidae
Gene: sicily
Product: NADH dehydrogenase (ubiquinone) complex I, assembly factor 6
Exons: 4
Coding region: 254-1207 (317 amino acids)
Biological process (GO): mitochondrial respiratory chain complex I assembly; biosynthetic process
Cellular component (GO): mitochondrion
Source: RefSeq, a predicted model, not a curated record